Messenger RNA from Populus trichocarpa (black cottonwood), 982 nucleotides. Its product is annotated as bet1-like SNARE 1-1. The transcript is spliced from 7 exons. Lineage: Eukaryota; Viridiplantae; Streptophyta; Magnoliopsida; Malpighiales; Salicaceae. Bases 215 to 541 code for a protein of 108 amino acids. The record is from RefSeq and is a predicted model, not a curated record.
GGAUUUAUCCAUUUUCUGAUUAAACGACCACAAUAGAUGACUUCAUCAGUGGCUCACAGCGCUCCAUCUAUCUGUCCUUGCCGAAUAAAUAAAAUUCCCAGCCAUCUCCAUCGUCUCUCUUUCCUUCCUUCCCAAUUCACCCCAAAGCAUCUUCAAAAGCUGUGUGAGAUUGUUGCUGUAAGAGAAGCAGAGAAGGUACUUUGAUCUUGAAGUCAUGAAUUCGAGGAGGGACAUCCGUAACAAUAGAGCUGCUCUUUUUGAUGGAAUUGAGGAGGGUGGCAUCAGAGCCUCAUCCUCUUACUCCUCCCAUGAGAUUGAUGAGCAAGAUAAUGAAAGAGCUUUGGAAGGAUUGCAAGAUAGAGUCAUUCUGCUGAAGAGACUGUCAGGUGAUAUAAAUGAAGAGGUGGACAACCAUAAUCUUAUGCUAGACAGAAUGGGCAAUGAUAUGGAUUCUUCCAGGGGAGUGCUGUCAGGAACCAUGGAUCGCUUUAAGAUGUUGCAUGAAAUCAGCCAGUUGCUUAAUCUUCUGAGGGCAGCUUGACUAACCGAACCAAUUAUGUUUAGUGGACAUGCCUUGGCAUGUUCAAAGCAGCUUUUAAAUCUUAUUGCUCCGUUUCGAACCUCUCCCCUAUCCUGUUGUCAACCUUUUUUAAGCUUUGGCGAUUGCAACAUGGGUAUCAAUCCAUCUACUAGCUUUCAUGGAAGCCAAAAAUGGCAAAAAUCACGACUCACGAAGCCGCAGGAAAACAGCUGUGCGCCAUGGCAGCUGCACACCUCUAAAAUGUAAUUAAAAGCUAGAUGGACUGAUGAGGUAUGUAAUACAUCACUAUGUCAUGAUCAACAAAGAUAUCAAUGCCGGAGAUAAAAGAAACAAAAAGAUUUGUCUUUCCUUCCGUUAUAAAACCAGGUGGACGGAUUUCAAGCAAUACCUCCCAGCUAAUCCGCAAUGAUUAUCGCCUGUUUUACAGGCAUUUAUUUGUCA